Molecule: messenger RNA, 1203 nt
Organism: Penicillium arizonense
Lineage: Eukaryota; Fungi; Ascomycota; Eurotiomycetes; Eurotiales; Aspergillaceae
Product: aldose epimerase family protein
Exons: 1
Coding region: 1-1203 (400 amino acids)
Biological process (GO): beta-D-galactose catabolic process via UDP-galactose, Leloir pathway; glucose metabolic process
Molecular function (GO): carbohydrate binding; aldose 1-epimerase activity
Source: RefSeq, a predicted model, not a curated record
AUGUAUCUGAAGCACUACAUUGCAGCAUGUCUUUUUGUCCCGGUCGCCCUCGGUCACGGGAAUUCCCCUGCCCGCUCUGUGGAUCCCUUCAAGGUCUUCACAAUCUCCGCCGACAAUAUCACGGCCAAGUUCAUUCCAUACGGAGCGCGCUUGAUCUCUCUGCUAGUUCCAGACAAGAAUGGCAAUGAGCAGGACGUUGUGGUCGGCUAUGACAAUCCCCGUCAGUAUCUGGAAGACACCGAAACCAACCAUACCUAUUUCGGAGCCGUCAUUGGCCGCAUUGCCAACCGUAUCAAGAAUGGCACUUUCGCGUUAGACGGAACCGCAUAUCACAUUCCCAAGAACCAUGACGGCCUGUACACGCUGCACGGCGGAGACAUUGGCUAUGAUCAGCGAAACUGGACAGUGGUUGCAUCCACACGUUCCUCUGCGACGUUUGAGCUCUACGACGCUGCAUUCCAAGGCUUCCCAGGCGACGUCAAAAUACGGGCUACAUACAGCGUCGACACCAAGGCCACAGCUGAGAACCCGCAAGGACGUCCCCGGUUGACGACCAAGAUGGUCUCCCAGGCUCUCAAUCACUCCACUCCAAUCAUGCUCUCCAACCACAUCUACUGGAACCUGAAUGGUUUCCAGCAGCCGACUGUCCUCAAUAACACAUGGCUGCAGAUGCCCCUGUCUGAGCGAUUCAUCGCCACGGACAGCAUUCAAGUCCCUAACGGAGACAUCUCGACUGUGGAUGAGACCGAUCACCAGACAAUGGACUUUACUGCCGGCAAAAUUAUCGGUCGCGACAUUCAAUACACCCAAGGUCUUGUUGGCAGUGACGUGGGAUACGACAACUGCUUUAUCAUUGACCGUGACUCGACCUCUGCCCAAGACGCACUUGUUACCGCUCUCCGAUUGAACUCCAGCUCCACAGGAAUUAGCAUGGAUGUUGCAACCAACCAACCUGCUGUGCAGUUCUUCACCUGUCUGAACAUGGAUGGAACCAUUCCUGUGAAGCGUUCUCAGGUUAAGCGAAACUCCAAAAUUGAGGGAGCUGCUGGAUUUGUUGAGAAAUAUGGUUGUCUGGCGAUUGAACCCGAGGGCUGGAUUGAUUCUGUCAACAACCCACAAUGGGGCCAGGAAUCCAAUGUCAUCUACUCUCCUGAGACCGCCCCUGCCGUGAACCUGGCCACAUACACCUUCGGAACAGUUUGA